AUGGAUAGAAGCUUGAACACCGUGGUUGUGAGCUAUGCUCCCGAGUUCAAUGACGACUCAGCAAGGUUGUCGAAACUAAACAAAGAGAAAGAAAUAGGUGAAUUCUUAGAAGAGGCGCGUUUUAAUUUGGCUACGCGAGUUAUGCCGAAUGGUGUUGAACUUAUUAUUGCCAAUGAUAAGAGUAAGCCAUCUUCUGUUAAGAUGGUAACUAAAGACUCAUCACAACAACAGAAAAAGCAACAUGUUCCACAGCAAUUAUACAGCGAGCUAAGUCAAACUCCUUUCCGUCCUAUGACUUUAACGCCAAGUACUUUAAAGAAUAAAAUGAUACUUGUAAUGCCAACACAAAGUGCAAAUCAGGAAAAUUUUUAUUUGCCUGCUGAUUUUAAGCAGUUUGUGACGAAAACCUGCCUAACGACUUAUACUUACCGCACAACAUAUCUUCAAAAUGGGUCUACAACUGUUGAAAGCCGGGAGCAAGUUAUAUCUAAUAUAGCAACCGAAGAGCGUAACUAUUUGGAGAUCACACCACCUUUACCCUUGGAUUUAACUUUGACGCAAACGGCUUCGUUAGCGAUAGGAAUAUUUCCCGCGACAUAUUCUUAUUACAACACAAUAAAUGACAAUGACCAUUCAGUGGUACAGUUAUCCAAGCAUACGAUUGUUAAUAUGAUAGCAGGGCCUGAUGGUUACAUAAACUAUCUUCAGCCAUCUGAAGAGGUUACACCUAUAUACGAAACUAAUACAUAUUACAGCAAGUUAAAAUUUUCAAAUAUUCUACAAACGAAUGAUGCUGAAGAAAUGUUUGUAACCACCAACAUACUCACACAAGUGAUAAUAACAGAGUCAUUGGCGCCAAGUAAUUCGCUACUGCUAAAAUACGUUGGACCUAGUUCCACAAAUAUUAAAAGCGAACCUGAUAAGAUAUUAACAUAUAAAAAAUCGGAACCUAUAAAACAUCCGAAAACAAUAUUGCAUGAAAAGAAAAUAAAGGCAAGUGAGAACGAAAAUUAUUCCACGAUGCAUAGAAUUUUGCCGUUCAAAAAAUUAGCAACAUCGGGGAUGGUUGAACGAAUACAAAGUGCACAAAAUGAGCAUAAUUCCACUGUCAAUUAUCGCACCUGUAUUAUCGAGAAUGUAAUCACUGAAACAGUACCGAGUUCGUUGUUUCACAAUGAGUUGGUUUCAAAAUUUCGUAACGUAUUGCAAACUAUUAAGCCCGAACGACAUAUUUUUAUGACUACUGCUUCCUUAUUGAAUGGUCAAACGUUAGAAAUAACAGCAAUGCGUGUAUUCAAACCAUCAUUAGUCACGGCGAAAGAAGAAUUAAAAAAUGGUUUAACACCAGAGGAAACAACAGUAGUCAUGUCUACAAACGUUCCUUUGCAGAAGAUACAUACGUUGAGUGAUGUGCUAAGUAAACGCACUAAGUUGAACACCACGUUAAAAAUAUCGACUACAGCCACGACAAUACAAAACACUUCUACAGGACUGUUUAAUACAGUGCAUGCAAUCUUCGAUGAGGACACAUUAAAUGCGGACACUGAAUACAACGAAUACUAUUCACCACAGUUUCUUAAACCAUCUAAACCACAAAAAAAUCAGACAAAACUACAUUUGGUUGAAAAUAUUAUCAUUACUACACCUACGAACAACAAAACUCGGCUACCGGUUGCAGUCAAUCAAAUAAUUGACUCACUGAACUUACAACGUUUGAAUGCUUUACGGCCAGUUAUAAACGCUAUGGCCGGUUUGUUACAAGGUACUUUUGCUACAGCUUCAAAUCAGUUACAGCUAAUAAGUAGUUCCUCAGUUCCAUCACCGUUGUCAACUGGUACAGAAAUUGCAUCCGUUGGCAGCAGUACGCAUAUGAGCAGUACGAAACGUUAUGAUUAUCAAGAAAUAAAUGGAGGUGCACUAAUAAAGCAGAAAAAGCCUUUAUAUAUACCAGUAAUAGAUUAUGAAAUUGUUAGUCAUAAAAAAAAAUCAUCUAAUAAUGCAGCUGUAAGCGCAGGCGGGGAUCCAUUAGGCAUGUAUACUGCGCAAAGUUUGCACUUACAAUCAGAUGCAGUUAUUAAAUAUCUACAACAACAAACCCUGUCACACCAUGAAAAUAGCCAUAGAAAAUCACAAAAUUUGAAUAUGUUAUCAGAAACCAACAACUUUAACAUUUUGCUACCUAAUGGCGGUAUACCGAUUAGACCGGGAGAGGUUAUCAGAGCUAAUUCUGAUGUUAUUAUUGGUAAACCGAAUGGCAUCCAGCAUCCUCAAAGUCUUCUUGCUAGUAAUUUAGCGAAAUUGGAGGAACAAAGCCAAAAUCUUAAUGUGAAAAAUUUUGAUAAAAUUUAUAAGCAACAAGUGCAAGCAUUUGGUAGUAACAAUAAGCCUUUUAUGAGAGGCACAAUACCUCUAAGCCAUGAAUUACAAACACAAAACUGGAAUUCACAACGGAAGCCAAUACUGAAGCAUAAGAAUAAUUUGCCACCAAAAUUAACAACCCAACAGGUUAUCCGCAAUUAUUAUGUACACAAUAAUUGGUUACCAGCAGAAAAUUAUCAAAAUUAUGAUUACCUGUUAACCCCACCACCACCAGCGGUCCUUUCAAAUAUAGAAAAAUUGGAACCUAUGCCUUCAUCACAUAUAACAAAUUUUACUGUACUAAAAAGUUUACUGCCUACAAGGCUUUUAACUCCUGUUAACGAUUUGUACAAAUCAAAAAAAAGGUAUUUAGCUAUAAAUAAUAAUAUUGCUAGUACUCACACGGACGCACAAAUAUAUGACAGGAAUUUAGCAUCUAUUAAUAAUAAUAAGUUAAUAAAGAUGCAUGACUUAAUACUGAAUAUAUCUAAAAAAUAUAUUAAUUAUCACGGAAAGUUUCCGCAAACCCGUCAACAGCCAGAAGUUUUUACAUUUCAACAACAAUCGCAACAAAUGGAAAAUCAGGAAAAUGAGAGUUCAUUGUCGAAAUACUCACCAUACUUAUAUUUAGCUUUAAAUGCUUCUGAUGACGCCGUGGUGUCGACACCACAGCCGUCAAAAUCGCCGGAAGUACAUGUAGGUACGCAAGCCAAUCAUCAAAAUAUAAAUUUACACACACACGUUUUCAGUCAUAAUGUGAAUAUGCAUGCACCCCCUUUGACAUUUAAAAAGGAAACAGACUAUCCAAAGUAUGCGACCGCUAUACAUGGUCAAAUACCGAAAGUUGCUGAAGGUGCGGUCAGGUACACAAUGCCACUUAUAAAAAUUCCACACAACGAAAAACAAGUGCAAGUUAAUUUAACACCUCAAAAUAUUAUCGAACAAAUCGGUAACCCCGGUGUUAUUGCAUAUGCAAAGAACAUUACUAAUACAAAAACUAUUUAUGUGGAAAAUAACGCCGACAGCUCAGUUAUUGAUUCAUUUUCUCUUUACAACAGCUUACCCAGUGAUUUGACGAACUUACAGCAGCAGGAAACUAAAGCUCAAAAGCCGCUACAAACACAAUUUAACCAUAACUAUGCACAUCUUUAUAUAAUGGCAAAUAAUAAUAAUAUAGAUAUCCACAAUCAAAGCUCCGGCAAUAGAGAUGAUGUCAAAAAUGAAUACCAAGCUAUAUUUUCACCCGCAGCAGCCGGUGUAACGACAUCAGAUACGCUGACUCAGCAGAGGUAUCCACAGCAUGCUGGUUAUAACGUUAAUAUGUACAGCCCAAAUGCAAAUGCAAAUGAGAAAUUAACAGACGUUAUAAAAAAUGUGACAAGUGUAAAUCAUGCAAUUGCUGGUUCUCUAAACACAGCAAAUUUAUAUUACCAAUCAAAUAACACGAUUGACGAAAUAAGUUUUUUAAAAAGUGGCAAUACUUAUGAUACAGCUGAUGAUGGGCUUCUUGACAAGAAUAGUAAAACCAGUGCUUUCAUAUCUCACAAAAAUCUAGAUAACAGCAAAUCUAAGCCCAAAAAUAGUCACUAUUGCAUUGUGGACGAGGAAAAUAUUGAAUUAAACGUGGAUCAACACACGGCAUCAACAAAUAGUUUAUAUCAAAAAAUGCGCACCGAACAACAGAAAGUAUUACAACCAUUUUUUUCACCCGUUGCUGCAAUGAAAGUCAGUAAUACACACACAACAAAUAUGGAUCAGUUAAAUGGUGAUGUCACCAGAAAUUCUGAACGAAACUCUACUGUUCCUUCAAGUCGAAAAAAUACGCAUCCGAUAAGCUACUAUGCAACUAAAGUUACGCAAGAGCACGUAGAAAUAUCAAAAAAGUCGCCGAUAACUUCCCAAAUGAGUCUUAAUGAAAAUAAAUGCGCACAUAAUACACAGUUAUUGUCGUGUGGUACCCAUUUCGCUGUUGAAAGAUCGCAAAUUUUACAAAAUGCGACACAAAAACAGCAAAAAAAAAAGAUUUAUUUUGCUAAAGGCGAUGUUUUUAAGACGAAUCUUGAAACCGACGCCUUAAGUGUACAUACAGAUGACUUAGUAAGCACAAUGUCAAAGAGUAAACAAGAAUAUAAACAAACGUCAAAAACAGGGGCAAGUAACAAAAAUAAAAUAUUAGCAGCAAAAGAAGAGGUUUUAUAUGCAACAAGCACAAUGCAUUAUCCAACCAUCAACAAGAUUGAUGAACCACAAGUCACGAUCAGGAAUAAACAACCAACCCACAACGAAACGCUCACAAUUAAUCAGCCUCAAAAAAAAAUAUGCGAUUUACUUUCGCCUUUUACAACAUCAUCAACAUUAUCACCACCUCCAAAACAACAACACCCCGAACCUUUACCAAAUGUUAAGCUACAGACAGCGGUUGAACAUACAAGUAACACCCAGGAUUACAAGACCAUCAGCUUAAAGGCAAUAAUGCAAACACUAUUACAAUCGGCACCACUACAAGCAACCCAAAUACCAUUACCAUCGUACACAAAAAAUAGAUACAUAUGGCGUACAACGGCGCUCACACCAAACCGGAACAUACCGAAAGAAAUACCCAUAUCGAAACUCAAUGACACAUUGACGCACAGCGUCGUAAAAGGAGACAUAAAUUUAAUCUCGAGUACAAAAGCGAUUCUAGCAACAGUGAGAGAUACAAGCAGUAUAUCAUUAGUAUGGAAUUCAUCGACUGUAUACACAGCUUUUCAAAUUCCAGGAAAGCAUGGUAAUAAUUUCACUGCAGAUUCAAAAUACACCACAGAGCUGUAUACAAAUAACAAAACAAAGAAUACAAUGUCUGUGCUACAAGCAAGCGAGUAUGAAUUUCAACCAAAGACAGAUGUGAACAUUAAAAGCAAUCAUUAUGUAUUGGUUACUAACAAACCUUUUCUCGAAUCUUCAGAAGCGGCAACGAUAUCCCCAAGUAGUAGAGCGUCGCUAACAGACGCCUUCACGCAUUUAAAGGAUUUACCAAAUGGAUUUCUUGGCGCGAACGUAGAGAAAUCAAAUCUUACAAAUGACGAAACAAAAAGUCAAUGGCGCCUGAAGUACAAUAGUCAAACAAACAUUUCUUCAGAUACCAUAUUUUACAAGAAUAUUGAGUUAUUACCAACAAAGUAUAUAACAAGAGCACAACUGAUUACUUCUUCCAGCACAGAUAGUAGGAUACUUAAAACAACUGCGUAUGAACAGUCACAAAAUGUUUCUUUCUUUGAAACCAAACUUCAAACGACCGAUAAAACAAUAACGCUAUCCGAAUUUGCAUUUGAAACCGCAACAGUAACAGAGUCAGAAUCUUCAACCGAGAAAGCGAAUGAGACAACAGUGAAAAUAUUAGAAACAUAUACAAACAUUUUCGCGGAGGCCACAAGGGUAACCGUUGGUAACGAAUUACCAAUUACAGAGACUGUUUUAGAUAAGAGAGAGAAGCCGGACAAUAGUUUUAACCAUGCCAAUGAUAUUACAACAAUGGUAACCGCAGAAGUUUUAGAAAAUGAUAACACAAACACAUAUUUUAAUGUAGGCAAUUAUAUCUUACCACAAUAUGAGCAGGAUCCUUUCACGCACGCCAUUCUAAGCCAUAAACCCCAAAACAAUAAUAUAAAGCAUAAUAAUAGUUUUGUAAUAUAUGAAAACAAUUUAAAUAAAGUCAAUAUGGGUACAAAAAAUGUAGUGCCACUUCUUAACAUUUCAAAUAUAACUGCAGAAAGUGUCUACGAGCCAAAAAACAGCAUUUUUAUUGUGAUGACAAACUCACAAAGUAAUAUUAAAGCCAAACAACCACAUGACCUGUCAAACGUUAUUAAACUUGAUAGUGCAGGUGCCUCGUCUACUGUUUCUGGCGCCGCUAGUGAUUUUGGCAAUAUUGGCACAAAUACAGGGACUAUACAAUUAGAUUAUGAUGACAGCGUAUCGGUGUUUAAUUUACCUGAACGAAAUGAAGAGUAUAUUACCGAGCCGCAUGAAUUUCGUACAAAGAUAAAUCAAGUACUGCUGGGGGGUGUACUUAUAGCAACGCCACCGAAGAUGACCGAUUAUACCGGUAUCAAUCCAAUGGAAAAUUCAACAUGCCUACCUCCAUGCAAAAUGACACGUAAUGAGGUGUGCACUAUGGCAGAGUUACGCUGGCUUUGUGUUUGUCGCCCUGGCUUUGCACGCAUGUUUCCCGAUCGCCCAUGUAAACCAACUUACACAUACCAACUGAGCCUACGUAUUGACCAUUUUGGGGAUUUUAAAUUGGUUUACGAUCACGUUUUGGACGAUAAUUCCACUAAUGAGUAUAAGCAUCUCGCAACGAUUACGAAGGAAGCAAUAAAUCGUAUGGUAAUGCAAUCCGAUUUACGGGAUAUUUAUCAUGGUGUACAGUUGUCAACAUUCACUCCAAUAUACGACGGAAAUAUGGGCACUGGUGGCAAGUCAGCCAACACAGAAUCAUCUGAUUUAUCAGCAAAUUUACUCUUACAGCUUUCAGAAAAUAGCAACGAGGUACGUCUUAUGGCUGUAUUCAAAAAGUAUUUACGCUUAACUAACUAUAGCAUCGGUGGCACAAAACUCUUCACGGAUCGUAAUGGUGUAGAAUCUUUGGCGAUAACGGAUUUCAACGAGUGUGCGCAUGGAAAGUUUCACGAUUGUUCUUCACACGCUCUUUGCUUUAAUCUUCAAGGCACAUAUACAUGUAGUUGCAAGGAGAAUUUCGCAGACUUAUCAGGCAACAGAAUUUAUCCGGGUCGUAUAUGUUCAGCCGAACUUGUCGGAUGCGAACGAUGCCAAUAUCAUGGCAAAUGUGCCAUCAAGAAAUUCAAUCACCCAUACACUUCGGAGCAUGUAGUGUGCGAAUGCUUUGCCUGGUAUACCGGUUCAACAUGCCAACUGAAUUUAAAAAUAGUUCUUAUAGUUUUAAUAGCCGUCGGUACGCUUCUCUUUACACUCUUGAUUUUUUGCAUUCUUCUUAUGUGUACCAAACGGCAUACAUUGCGUAAAAAAUAUCCUGCUGCAUCACAAUCGAAUACGGGUAUUCAUCGAAAAACUGGAUUACCCGAUAUUAGUCUAAUAAAUGGCAAAAGUACACAUGGUAUAAGAGGUUGUAGAUCGAAUCGCAUUAAUCUCGAUAAAUGUGCAAUAAUCAAGGAUACUAGCAGUGAAAAUAGUAAAAAUACGUUGCUAUAUGUUUUAAAGAAGGAUCUAACUGAUAUUUCCAAAAAAUCGUAUCGUCGAUCCAGAGAUCCGCAUAUAAAGGCGGACAGUAGCAGUGUGAUUGUGGAAGGACAACGAUAUUCACCUUAUGGUCACGUAGCAAAACCAGAAACAGCCAAUGUUAAUGCCACCUAUAAUGAAGACUAUACAUUAAACAAACAUAAUUCUUUCACGGAUUCAACGUAUAAACCUGCAAGUCAUACAGAUCAGCCAUUAACAGUAAUGAUACCACGUGCUAAAUAUCAUUCUUCCGCGUUGGCACAAACUGGAUUAUUUCACCAACAUUUAAUAAUGGAGCAUACAAAAAACCAACAUGAACAACGACGAAUACAACAAAAGCGGUAUAAUAAAUCAAAUCUUACCACUUUAAUGACACUGAGGCGGGACAACAAUGACAAUAAUAUGCAAAAACAUGAAAAAGAAUCAUCGAAACUGAACAUCAGAGGAUCUAAACAUGCAGAGGUGAUGCCUGGUCGAAAUAGUGUGAACGACGACUGUGACUUAAAAAACAUGCAUCUGCAUCAGUUGGGCGCUCUUGUUUCAGCUGGAUUUGAGGUUUCAGCCUUAGUAGGUGAAAACAUAUUAAUCACCAGCAGCACUGCAAAAAACGAGCAUAUAACAUUGGCCUUAAACAACAGUGGCAUUAUUGAUGAGUUCGAUUCAAAUAACCUCCGAUCUAAUAUCAAUAGGGGCUGCGAUAUUGCUAAAAAAAAUGAUCCCAAAGAUUCAAACAUUGAUAAUAGUAAAAUAAUAAUACGAUUGAAUCAAGCCACGCUUGCUCCAAGUGAACAACAGAAACAAUACCAUCAACAAAUGGCCAAACUAUGUUCACAUAGAUCGUCAAGUGAAAACCGUAGUUCUGGGAAGGAUGAAAAUAAAUCAACUAAGGCGCAAUCUCCAGAAGAAUCAACGGCCCAAACCACUAUGAAACCUCUACACAUAUGCUUCGAUGUAUUGACGUCCAACACAAAUGAUGAUACAAAUUCAAUGGCAGAACGGGAUGUCGGCUCCACAUUUCUAUUGCCGCAUACUCAUCUUUAUGAACCAGACAAGAUUUUUAACAGUUCGGCAUUGGAAUAACAACUGAUAUGAUUUUUAUAAAUUUCUUGUCUGAAAUAUGAUAUAAUUACGCAUUUACGUAUUUAUUGUAGUUGUUAUUAAAAAGUGUAAUGAGCCCACGUAUGUUGCGUCCCUAUGCGCUUUGGCACGUGUUCCUAUAAUAUAUCUGCUCAGUUCAACUGUAUGCCGUGGUAAUCAAACACUAUUAUCCAUCAAAUAUUAAUAGUAUAUUUUUCUAGAAUCAACAACAAUAUUCAAAUAUUUUAAACUUCAAGAAUAUUACAAUUAUUUAAUAUUUAAUUAUACCAUAAACAGGAUACA
This is a messenger RNA of Bactrocera tryoni, 8973 nucleotides long. RefSeq lists its product as uncharacterized. Lineage: Eukaryota; Metazoa; Arthropoda; Insecta; Diptera; Tephritidae. The transcript has 14 exons. The record is from RefSeq and is a predicted model, not a curated record. Gene Ontology annotation, molecular function: calcium ion binding. Bases 1 to 8673 code for a protein of 2890 amino acids.